Messenger RNA from Physella acuta, 2411 nucleotides. Its product is annotated as LIM domain-binding protein 2. The record is from RefSeq and is a predicted model, not a curated record. NCBI's taxonomy places the organism in Eukaryota, Metazoa, Mollusca, Gastropoda, Physidae.
UUAAUGGUAAAACAAGAGGGACACCAUUUUCCUUUUAUUCCCAUCCAAAAUUAAAUAAAUUUCAUGGACGUUUUUAUGGAUUUAUAAUUAGAUCUAGAAUAUAUGUUACAGUUUAAUGAAAAAAAGCUCAACAACAAGAGUUUUAUAGUCUACAUGUUUUGUUAUUACUGGAAUUUGAAAAGGUAUCUCUAAGCUCAGCUUUACAAGAGGCUCAUUUAGUUUUAAUUCAUGUCCAGACCCCCUAUCAUGCCUGCCCCUAUGGAAAGAGAGCCAAUGAUGCCAGGUCCAAGGGAACCAAUGAUGCCAGGCCCAAUGUCAAUGGCAGGACCAAUGCCAGGCCCUAUGCCUGGUCCUAUGUCAAUGUCAGGUCCAAUGUCAAUGGCUGGUCCUAUGCAAGGUCCAAUGUCUGGCCCUAUGCCUGGACCCAUGCCAGGUUCAAUGCCAGGCCCUAUGCCAGGUCCCAUGCCUAUGUUUAUGGACAGAGAUCACAUGAUACCGCGUCCAACACCUUACAUGGGACAACCUGACUACAGGAUAUAUGAGCUUAAUAAACGACUGCAGCAUCGCACUGAGGACAGUGAUAAUUUGUGGUGGGAUUCUUUUACAACUGAAUUUUUUGAAGAUGAUGCUCAGCUUACGCUAACCUUUUGUCUUGAAGAUGGUCCUAAGAGAUACACCAUAGGAAGAACGUUAAUACCACGAUAUUUUCGUAGCAUAUUUGAAGGAGGAGUUACUGAUUUGCAUUAUGUGUUAAAGUAUCCCAAGGAGUCAUUUCACAACACAACAAUUACAUUGGAUUGUGAUCAUGCACUUAUGGUCACUCAGCAUGGAAAACCAAUGUUCACAAACCAGGUAAUUACAGAAGGUCGACUGAUAUUAGAAUUUACCUUUGAUGACCUUAUGCGAAUUCGUUCAUGGCAUUUUGCUAUAAGGCAGCACAGAGAGCUUAUUCCACGUAGUGUGAUCGGCAUGCAGCAAGAUCCAACAAUGGUGGAACAGCUUUCAAAAAAUAUCACAAGAAUGGGUCUGACAAAUUAUACAUUAAACUUCCUGAGGCUGUGUGUAAUAUUGGAACCUAUGCAGGAGUUGAUGUCCCGACAUAAAGCAUAUGGCCUAAAUCCACGAGAUUGUUUAAAAACUACUCUCUUUCAAAAAUGGCAGCGAAUGGUGGCGCCGCCAGGUAAAGAAUCUGCUCGCCCGCCUAAUAAGCGUAGAAAGCGCAAAGGCUCUACUGGAAACAAUGCAGGUACAGGAAACAUGAAUAACCGGGAUGCUCCACCAUCAGGGAAACAAAAGCGUUCACCAGGGCCUCAAGGUUUUAAUUUGGGCUCUACUGUACCUGGCGAUGUUAUGGUUGUUGGUGAGCCAACUUUGAUGGGUGGUGAGUUUGGAGAUGAGGAUGAACGCCUUAUCACACGACUCGAGAACUCACAGUUUGAGCCCACAAAUAAUGAUGAUAAUGCUGACAAGUUUCACAAUUCACCUGCAAUUCAACAAAGUCCAUGGGGUGGAGACAAGAACACACCCCAACCAUCAACAGCUACCACAACACCUACAACCAAUACGCCACUGACUGAGGCAGAGAUCAAACAAGAAUAGAUGUAUCAUACAUGUAUCAUUCAUUAUUGUAUCAAAUCAUAUAUUUUGUUUUUUUUGUGAAAUGGCUGUUUGUAAAGACUGAAAGGUACCAUCUUAAGUUAUUUUUUUUUUCUUUCGCAUCUGAAACUUUUCAAUAUGUAUUCCCAAGGGGACUUUUUUUUGGUCAAAUUGAGGUUAAUUUUAAGAAAAUUACGGCCAAAAAUAUCUGAAAAAGAAACUGCUGUAUUUAAAGAAGCUACUUAAUUGCCUCUUCUGCAUUAUACUAUUCAAACACUGCAGGAAUGCUUAAAGUUUUGACACAAUUGAAAGAAUGUCAAGUCUGACUAGGUAACUUUUUUCCUGUUCAUGCCCUAAUGUAAAAUUUAAAAUAAAAAUAUUUUCCCUCAUGCUCAGUGAUGAUUUUCUACUAUUUUUUAAAGCCCAUUUUCCGUGGGCUACCACUAAAGCUAAAAAGGAAACUCCCAAUGUAUUUUUUUAAAAGUUUAUAUACGACUUUUUAGUUCUAAAAUUUGUUUAGAAUGGUGUUAUAAAAUGUACACAUCUCUGGAGUUUCGUAACUCUAAAACAAUACUGUUAAUGCCCAUACAUUUGCAGAUUUAGUGGUACUUCACCAACAGUAAAAUUAUUUCUAUACUUUGCAUUUCACAAAUUCAUGUUCUAAAUAAAAUGUAUAUUUAUUGUAAGGUUUUCAGAAUGCAAGUGUAAAUAAUGUAAAUGUUUUAAUUUUUUUUUUUUUGGUAACUGGUAUAUUUGCACAUUCAAGUGAAUCACCAUAUAAUGUUUUUACAUUAAACUUCAAUUUAAAAAAAAGA